CCUUUGUCUGCCUCGCCAUCCGCGUCUGGGCUUGCAGGUGCGAGGCGGCGUCCCUUCCCUUCCCUUCCCUUCCGUGUGGCCAUGGCUUCGCUCUGGUCCGGCAACGAGCGGCUCCGGAUCGGGGAGCGGCUCCAGGCCAGCCUGGCCGGGAUCCUGGAGCUGGAUCUGCUCCGGGAGAGGCAGAGAUCCGCCGUGGAGGGCGCCCUGGAGGGAGAGCGGGAGCCGCCGCAACAGGAAGAAAACAAGACCAUAUUGCAGAGUGUCGCUGCCAAAAUGGACUGGAGCAAAUCCGAAGAUGCAUUUGGGACAUCAGAAAACCCGGAGACGAAUCUCGGGGCUAUACGUGGUCAUGCUGUGGACAAAGUGUGCCUUGGGAUGAAAAUAAUUGGGGAACAGCUCCUGCCCCGCAAGAAAACCGGAGACAAUGCCCAGGAAAUAGUAGAGGGGGAUUCUAGGCCAAGCUCAGGGUUCUAUGACACCAGUGAAAUGGGUUCCCUGUCGGAUUCCUGUGCUUCUAUGCACAGCGAUGGGCCUUCGGGGUUGCCCUACGGCACUGGCUCCUUCCCUCACCUACCAGGAUUAAGAGAGAGCAGUUUUGCCCGUCCGCACUCAACGGAUGAAGCUGCUGUCCGCCUCCUAGACCUCCAAAUUCAGCACCUCACCUUGGCAGCAAACCUUCCCGAUGCUGUGAACAGGAGACCUGUAUCAACAGGAGACAUUGAGUUCAUCUUGGGCCUGGGAGACUUGUCCCUCUCGUUGCCAAAGAACCCAUGCCUCCAGUUGCUGCAGUACAAGGCAGACCUCGUAUCUUGCAACACCAGUGAAGUCUACCACUAUCCGAGUCCGUUGCAUGCAGUGGCCCUGCAGAGCCCACUCUUUACCAGCAGCCUCUCCCAGAGUUCAUCCCAGGAAGAUUUCGAUGAGGGGCCCUUGGAAGCUAUCCAGGCCGACUCCCCAAAGAGAGUAGGUCUCUGCUCCCAGGAACAGCGGAAGGUGCAGCUGGAUCAGUAUAUCGCCAAACUGGUGCUGCGCUAUAAGUGCCGCUCCAUAGCCAGCAGAACAGACAGUGGAUCUCUAGCAGGGUAUCAGAAGAGCCUGUCUAUGUCGUCAGUCUGCAGUUCUGUGCUUGGCACCGUCCAACUCCUUGCCCCGGUCCCUGGGUGGAAGAUCCGGCGACACAUUUCUACCCAUUCCCAUUUACGCUCUCCGGAGGACUCUGAGGGUUUACAGAAUUCUCAUAUCUUGGAUUUCUCUGGCUCCACUCAAUCCCACAUUACUAAUCUGGUGAAGGCAAAUGAACCGUCAGUGCUGUCUCUUCCCGAUCCUCUCUCAUGGUACCCAGAACCCAAAUUCAUCCCUUACCCAGUUGGUUCAGAGAGAGGACUUCUGGACUGGGCAGAUGGCAUCCCAAAGAUUGAGACUCCAUUCAGAAAGGUGGCCUCCUUGCCCCAAGAAAAGCUAUACAGAGGCAAACACAUUUCCCGGGAGUUGGUGAAAAGACCUGAGAGGCAGGAGAAGACGGCUGAGAGGAGUUGGUUGAGUCCACGGGAGUUGCUGAACCGCCUGAGCCUUCGCCGCCGGCCUUCCCCUCACGUAGGGAGCAUGUCCUGCGCCAGCUCAGAAAUGAACGUCAACGUCAUACGUCAUGGCGGCCUUCCAUCUAGCAAAGGCAAAUCCAUCAAGCCCAAAUGGACCUCUGUCAUGGAGAUCUCCAGUAGGACUCCGUAUCGACCUCAGCUAAGACGCCCCACUCAGAUACUGGCCCACCGCCUUGCCUUAUCCUCCGACUCGCCCAACUCGUUUUGCUUCUUGGAGGACUUUGAGCGGUCGCUUAACAGCAGCAUCAGCAGCGGCUCUAACCUGGCCAAGGUCGAAGCCACAAGUGCCAUCAACCUGAAUGGGGACUGGAUUCUCCAGCUUGGGGAUGAGUGGUCCCACGCCGCGGUCAGCUUAGACUCCGCUGACUUGCCGGUCCGCAGAGUCAAGCUCCACCGCAGCCGCUCCUUUAAGGAGUUCAAGAAGGCAAUGUCGCGUUCUCUUAGGGGUUCCAGGGUCACCAAGUGAUCCCCUAAACACAAGAUGAUUGGAAAAGUCUGGAAUAUCUAUUGUGAGAUAAAUGGGGGGGGGGGAGUUUCAUACUGUUAUAGGAUUGUAAGUUGUUUCCCCUCCCCUCCACAUUUCCCUGCCACACACGCAUGGCAAGGAGAGGACACAAAUAUAAGGUAAACCAUUCUGUUUGGUCAUAUGAACUGAAGUCUUGGGAUUCCUGUUAGUCUUAAACCAAAAUAGUGAAGCUCUGAUGCUCUUGGGAUACUUUAUUUGUGGGGGCAAAUUCUCAGUUCUUACCAUCUUGCAGCAGAAGUCAAUUGAAGGAACAGCGAGACCAUGGAAUAAAUUUGUAUUCUAAUAAAGAUCUCUUCUGGCA
Anolis sagrei ordinatus is the source of this 2425-nucleotide messenger RNA. RefSeq lists its product as uncharacterized. NCBI's taxonomy places the organism in Eukaryota, Metazoa, Chordata, Lepidosauria, Squamata, Anolidae. Gene Ontology annotation, cellular component: cytoplasm. The record is from RefSeq and is a predicted model, not a curated record. Gene Ontology annotation, biological process: negative regulation of nodal signaling pathway.